Protopterus annectens (West African lungfish) is the source of this 756-nucleotide messenger RNA. RefSeq names its product alpha-N-acetylgalactosaminide alpha-2,6-sialyltransferase 3-like. Gene Ontology annotation, biological process: ganglioside biosynthetic process; oligosaccharide metabolic process. The transcript has 2 exons. NCBI's taxonomy places the organism in Eukaryota, Metazoa, Chordata, Ceratodontiformes, Protopteridae. The coding region runs from base 1 to 756 and encodes 251 amino acids. The record is from RefSeq and is a predicted model, not a curated record. Gene Ontology annotation, molecular function: alpha-N-acetylgalactosaminide alpha-2,6-sialyltransferase activity.
AUGGCUCAUACAGAUAUUGAAAUUGAAUCAUCUAUUCCUAUAGAUACUGUUUCUUUAAACAAUGUGGAGAUACCAAUGGAAGAAGGGCUGAGAGCAGAAGUGACGUCAGUGAAUAGGAAUAUAGUGAGUGAGCCUGCGCUUACUCUAAGCACGCCUCCACCUAACCAACAAGCAAUGAAAGAACCGACUCUGUUUGAUAAAUUUGGGGCUAAACCGAAGUAUACACUUGGUCAAGCUACUAGUGUUUUUUUACCCCUACCUGUACGACAUCAAUUCAGACCACAGGCAAGGUCCAACAGCCGAGGAAGACUCAAAAGGAAAUACUUGGGCGAAGUGAUGGAGCCACUUCAGCUUUAUUGCCAGAGCUGCAGUAUUGUUUCAAAUUCUGGCCAAAUGCAAGGCCACCAUGGUGGUGCUAAGAUAGAUCAAUCUUCUUGUGUGUGGAGAAUGAACAAUGCCCCCACAAAAGGCUUUGAGGAAGAUGUUGGAAGAAAGACCACUCUGCGAGUUGUUUCACAUACCAGCGUCCCACUUUUGAUUCAGAAUCAAGACUACUUCUUCAAUCAGGCAAAUGAUACAACUUAUAUAAUCUGGGGUCCAUUCCGAAAUAUGCGACAAGAUGGCAAGGGUAUUGUGUACAACAUGUUGAGAAAAAUUUCUACUGUCUAUCCAGGUGCAAAAAUAUUUAUAACAACAGAAGAUCGCAUGAACUACUGUGAUAAAGUUUUUCAGAGGGAAACAGGAAAAGACAGGUAA